AUGAGUAACCAAGACAAGGAUGAACCGAAGGGGAAACCCUUGUUUCGUACGCUCACACCAAAUGAUCAGGCAGACCGUCUGCAAUACCGUUCAAUGGCCGUAUCAGCAGCUCCACCGGCAUUCGGCAUGAUUGGGUCACGCAACCCGCUCGAGCAGAUGGAUGCCGCCUUCUCUGGACCAAUGGCGCUUAACAGAGGCUCGAAAAAGUCUACUGGUAUCACGAAGGUGCCCGAGGCUGCGUCACCUUCCUUUGGCGCUCGUGUAGAUCGUACUAAGUAUGUGAACGUGACGCCGCGCGAUCUACCGCCCGCGCCAUUUCGCCUCGAGCUACAUACUCAUUUUCACAUAAAGCUUGAGUCUACGCAGCGUGUGUGUGGUAUAGUCGGAAUCAAGCUCUGUGAGCUCGACACGGACUUUGAGUUCAAGGCUGACAAAUGUAAAUGGAAGGUCGAGUACCGUCGCAAUGCGCAGCGCGUAUACUUCAAUAUCGUCUUAUUCAAGACAAGUAAGGAGGAGUACGUGCUUGAGGUGCAGCGUCGUGAGGGUGACAUCACAGCGCUCAUGUAUUUGUACCAUGAACUUAAGAGCUUGUUUCGACGCAGCCAGCUUCUCAGCGACAAGACUUCUACAACUAACGGCAUCAAGCGGGCAGCCCCAAAGCCGCUGCCGAAGCUUCCUCUGUCUCCGGAGAGCAUCCAGGAUGGAGUUUCCGCGCUUAAGGGUCUACUUGAGAGCAAGUAUGUUGACGCACAGAUGCAGGGCGUACUGGGAGCUAUCUCCAUGUCAACCAGCGAGGAGACGCGAGCAGGAAUGGCUGGACUUGUGCCUCAGCUUGUGUUGUUGGGCCAGCAUCCCAAUUCGAACGUGGCACGGUUAGUGAGCGUUGCGCUCGCACGGCUCUGCGACCACCCGCAGUGUCGCCAGGCAUUUAUUCAGUCCGACGGCUGGCAGUUCAUUGUGAACUGCGCUGCUGGUGGCUCCAACGUAAAGCCAGAAGUGCAGCGAGCGAGUCUUCAUGUGGUAGAGACUCUGUGCCCACUGUAUUAUGACGAGCUAGCCAAGUCCGACAGUGCUGGGCGCGUGCUGCAGCUUGUUCAGGAGUGGCAAAACAUCGAGGAUCCGCGUUUGAAGAAGCACGCGUGCAACGCGCACCGCGCACUGAAGGAGGCUGGUGUCCUCGCCUAA
Molecule: messenger RNA, 1185 nt
Organism: Peronospora belbahrii
Lineage: Eukaryota; Oomycota; Peronosporomycetes; Peronosporales; Peronosporaceae
Source: the annotation of a GenBank genome assembly